Hymenoscyphus albidus is the source of this 1775-nucleotide messenger RNA. The record is from the annotation of a GenBank genome assembly. Lineage: Eukaryota; Fungi; Ascomycota; Leotiomycetes; Helotiales; Helotiaceae.
AUGGCACAUCUAUCUUCUUUUGUUCCCAUGGAGGGACCAAACUAUGAAGAUGGCCUCAAAGCAAGCUCUCAGAUAAAAUAUCCAGACAACAAUGUUGCUUUACAAGGCUUUAAUCGGUCUCAGCGAUUCGAAGGAGACAUAUUUGACCUCGAAGUGACCGGCAGGAUUCCAGAAGACAUAAACGGAACUUUUUAUCGCAUACAACCCGACCACAGGUUUCCGCCAAUUUAUGAAAAUGACAUAUCUUUCAACGGAGACGGUCUCAUCUCUGCUUUUUACUUACAGAAUGGACACGUGGAUUUCCGCCAGCGUUACGUUAGGACCGAGAGAUUUAAGCGGGAGACAGCGGCCCGAAGAAGUUUGUUUGGAAAAUACAGAAAUCUGUAUACGGACAAUGAGUCGGUAAAAGGAGUUAUUAGGACUGCAUCAAACACCAACGUCGUAUUCUGGCGAGGAAUGCUGCUUGCCAUGAAAGAGGAUGGUCCUCCGUAUGCGAUGGAUCCUGUAACCUUGGAAACAAUCGGAAGGUACGAUUUCGAAGGGCAAGUAGAGUCACCGACCUUUACAGCUCACCCAAAGUUCGACCCCAUUACUGGUGAAAUGGUAUGUUUUGGAUACGAGGCAGGCGGAAAUUGAAACGACGGCUCUUGUGAUAUUGUGGUAUAUACAAUUGAUAAAAACGGCAAGAAAACUGAAGAGACAUGGUACAAAGCCCCAUUUUGUGGAGUCAUCCAUGACUGCGGGAUUAGCAAGAACUAUGUCGUUCUUCCUAUGACACCUUUGAAAUGCUCGCACGAUCGUCUCAAGAAGGGGGGCAACCAUUGGGCGUGGGACCCGAGCGAGGAUCAACUUUAUGGAAUAGUACCAAGGAGAGGUGGGAAGCCCGAGGAUAUUGUGUGGCUGAGAGGAGAGAAUGGUAAGUUAAACAUUUAUCGUCAGCCUUGAAUCUAUAGCUAAUAUCUUGAAGCCUUCCACGGACACGUUGCAGGUUGUUAUGAGAACACCGAAGGACAUAUAGUCUUCGACCUUACGGUUGCGAGUGACAACGUUUUCUGGUUCUUUCCAGAAGAAGGCGCACUCCCUCAACCGCCUUCUCCUGAAACUCUGGGUAAGCGGCAAUCGGAUACUUAUCGCUGGAUAUUUGAUCCAAAAGCCAAGACCAAUACGCGAGUGCAGCCUUUUGAGGUAUUUGGUAUUAACGGCGAAUUUUCUCGAAUUGAUGACAGGUAUGUCACUAAGCCAUACGAUCACUUCUGGCAAUUACAGAUUGAGCCGCCACCCAAACGCGAAUUUGAUUUUAGAAAAUGUGGCAAGCCAGGUAUGUGGCAAUCCUCAAACCACAAUCUCAGCUAAUAGGAAGCCCAGUUGGGGGACUUUUCAAUGUCAUAGGGCACUUUUCUUGGAGCACUAAAACGAAGGAUACAUACUGGGCAAACGAGACAACAACUUUCCAAGAGCCGGUUUUCGUGCCAAAAGGUACUGAUGUCGAGGGAGAUGGCUAUCUGAUUAUGCUCCUGAACCAUCUGGACGAGUUAAGAAAUGAUAUCCUGAUAUUCGAUGCGUUGAAUCUUGCUAAAGGACCGCUUGCUGCUAUCCAUCUGCCUUUCAAGCUACGCCUUGGGGUACAUGGUAAUUUCGUCGACCAGAGGGAGAUUGAUGCCUGGAAGGAGCUGCGUAAAGAGAAUGGAGAAGUAGGUCCGGUAAAGCCCGCAGAGAAGCCGCUGCCAUGGCAAGAACAAUUGCAGAAUGGCUCAAAUGGAACGAGUGAUAAGUGA